GCCUUCUUUGUCUCGGAGUGCCUCUCUCGCAGCCUUCACUUCUGCCAUAUCCUUUUUACAUACCAACUUCUUUCCUAUAGUAGUCUCAAGAUGAUUUCGCGAACUCUCAACCUGGCGCUGGCCGCCGCAGGUGCGGCGAGCGCAAUCCUGAUUCCUCCCAGCGUCUCAUCGGCUGAGCUGGACCUCGGGGACGACAUGGCCAUGGAGAUCGUGGCCACCUCGUAUCCCCGCAGCGUUUCGCUCGACUGCGCGACUUGCGAGUUCGCUUCCAAGGAGGCCGACGACCUUGUGUGGACGCAGCGCAACGGCAACUCGUUCCUGCUCGACUUCGAAGUAGGACCUCGCGAGGAUUCUCUCACCAUCGACGGCACCCAGCUGUACCCUCCCACCUUUGGCUACUUCACCCAGCCCUUCCGCGUAGCCCAGAUCAACCCUGACGGCGAGAACCUGACCCUCCGCGUCACCGGCUACACCUUCCACUACAACUCCGCCGAAACCGUCUCUGAGGCGGGCAUCGAACUCAUCCCCAUGACCUUCCAGAUCAACUCGAUCGAAGGAAAGGCUGUCGCUCCUCCCGCGCUUACCAUCAAUCUCCUCAAGGACCCGAACGGCAAGCUCAUGAUCGCCUCUUUCCAGACCGCGAAGCCCAACGAGAAGAGCCCCAUCGACGAAGAGAAGGAGUGCAAGGAGUGGCCGCUGUACUGCAAGUGGAAGGCCAUCAUGGCCGACAAGGUCAAUGGCAUCAAGUCGCACAUGGGUCGCCCAGGCUGCCACAAGAACAAGGGCAACCCGAUGGCCGGCGAGCUCUACGAGGGCAAGCCGCCGCACCGCUUCCGCCCCGGCCAUCCGCACCACCGCCCGCACCACAUGGCGGGCAGCCACGGCCAUCGUCACCACCGCGGCCACCGCAUGCACAUGAUGCUCCGUCGCGUCUUCCUCACUGUCUUCAUUCCCAUCUUGAUCGGCAUCUUCGCGGGUACGCUCACCUACCUCGUCGGCAUGGCGCUCGGCUGCCUCAUUGCCGUCGUGGUCGCCAAGGCCCGCGGCCAGCCAAUGUACGAGAGCGUUGCCCAAGAAGAAGAAGACUCUGAGAACGUGGAGGACCGCGGCGAAAAGGAGGUCUACACCGAGUCUGAACUUCCCCAGUACGAUGCUCCUCCAGUCUACGAGGAGGCCGUGGAGAAAGAAGUUGUCGAGGACAAGCAAUAGACUCGCAAAUGCAAGGCAUCGCAGCUGUAGGAUAUGAUGCAGUGCGAAAUGGUAGGAUGCGUUAUCCGAUUGAUUGCCAGCAACAAAGCGAUUCUGUCAUCACGGGCGCAUUACGGUCCUUUUGAUUUGUUUAGAUUUCCUUUCUCACGAAUCCCAUUUGUAUCAUAUUCGUAGCUGCUGCGCUUGUCGGCGUUGGUGAUAUACAAAAUGUUCCGUUACACCUGCGUGCUUUGUUAGCUGUGUUACAGUGUUCGUUCCCUUCACUAGUCGUCCAAUCAUCUAUGCCAUUCUCUCACCUACUUACAUUCAUCGCAGCCUUUGCGUAGUACAUCAG
Molecule: messenger RNA, 1543 nt
Organism: Paraphaeosphaeria sporulosa
Lineage: Eukaryota; Fungi; Ascomycota; Dothideomycetes; Pleosporales; Didymosphaeriaceae
Exons: 2
Coding region: 91-1209 (372 amino acids)
Source: RefSeq, a predicted model, not a curated record